AGAAUGCAACCAUUGUGACAACGGGUACAAUCUAACCUCUUUGUAAAAACUACUUUUGGCCAGGAGCUGUGGGAGUUCAGCUGAGCCGUUGGAAUACAUUGUCUUUAUCUGGGUGCCCUAUCCCAGAGGCGGCUCUAACAGGGAAGGAAUUCCUCUAUCACAGCUCCCACAACAAAGAAGAAAGGGAGAGGAGUGAAGUGAAGGGAAGUGAAGAGACGGGAGGGGUGCACGGAGAGGGGAGAAGAGGACAUUGUUUGUCUGUGACUGUGGGCAACGGAAAAGCAUGAGUUAUCAGGGCAUGUGUGAGUGUGUUUAGAAAGUGUGUUUGUAUGUGAGCAUUGUUUAAUGAGUGGACCUGCCUGUUUGUGUACUGGAGGGAGCAUGCAUGUGUACGUGUUUGAGGAAGCUUCAGUUUGGGAUGAUGGAGGCUGUUCAAAGGAUGCUCAAACAAAGACGUUUGUUUUUUCUUUCUCACCCUUUUGAACGGUGACUGAAAGCUAGCCGGAUUCCUUGACUCAUACCAUUGGGUUCUGCUCUGCUUUAGGGUAGCUGAGGAAUCAUCUGCUUGAAUGGCCAAGGGGCCUAACUUCACCUAUUACCUCAGUAGCCUGUGGGCUGAAGGAUUAUGGGUAAUCUCAUCAGCAGGCCCAGUUGUCUGGGUCAGAAAUCUAAGCAUGUUAGGACUGAUGAAGGCUUCUUAAAGGAGUGCUACCAACGCCGAAAAGAGUGGCAACCCCCUGAACAAGAUGGCGCAAAAAGAGAGGAGGAUUUCAGGGACAAACCCAGAGAGAAUGGAAACAAGAAAAAAGAGGUGGAAAAAGAAAAUGAUGCCCAAGGAUUUUACCAGAAGAGGGAGGAGGGUGCUCAAACACCUAUCUCAGACAAACCCCUCCAAAGCUCACCUGCUUCAACAAUCAGAAGUAGCAGUACCCUGGAAAAUGCCUGGCACAGCAGCCCGUCUUCAAUAAAAACAUCCCGAAAUGGGACGCUAACAAGGAGGACAUUGCCUCCGGAGUUUGCUAGGUCUCCGCUUGCUCACAUGGACAUGACUGCUGCAGAAAGGAGGGCCAGCUUCCAGAAGAGAGACUCCAGAGAAGGAAGCCCCUGGUCCUGGAAGACCAUUGCAUCACGUGAGGUGACAGAAGUUACCGAGGUGACAGAGACGACUGUGACAGAGAUUGUGGAAGUGACAGAGUAUCCGGUAGGAGAUAAAGGAGGAAACCCCAUAGUCACCAGAACCGUUAGAGUCCUGAACGGUGAAGCAGUGGAGCUUUCUGAGCUGCAGAGUGAUGGACAGUCAAGUGCAGACCAAGAUUCCAGUUUGGACAGGUGGAGGGGAACUCAAACUCAGUUGUCACUCAGGGAUGCUUCCACAAAUUCUGAAACGUUUUUUCAGAACCUGGAAACUUUGGUUACAUGGGUCAGUGAGAUAGAGGAGCUCACAGCCAAUCAGAAACCUCCAUCCUCAGAGGUCAAAGUGGUGAAAGCACAACUUCAAGAACAGAAGUUCCUGCUGCGCCUCCUGACAGAUCGAAGGCGUAGUAUGGAUUCUGUGAUGGUCGAGGGUCCUUGGGUGGUGGAGGCUCACCCAGGAGAAGAGGGGGAGCAGGCAAAAGUCAAGCUCGCCACUCUUCAACAGAAGUGGGAGGCCCUACAGUUAGAGGCAGAAAAAAGGAGGGAAUGUCUGGAGCUCAUUCUACCGAAAGCCCAGCAGUUCCAGGAAGGAGUAAACAGCCUACAGCAGGACUUCAUAUCUGUUGAACAGAGGCUAGCCGAGCUGAGAAAUGCAGAGAGAGUGAUGCCCCAUCUGUCGGAUGCCACAGCUAAGGCCAAAGUUGUUGUUGAAGAGAUUCAGGUCCAAAUGGCUGAACUUGGGAAAGUAAAGAUGUCUGGUCAAGCUUUAAUGGACGCAGUUUCAGUGGAGGAAGCCCAACAGGUACAGGAGAAGAUGGAUGCUCUGCGUAUUCGUUGCUCUGUGCUAAACCUGAGCAGUAUGGAUGUGCUGCAGAGGUUGGAGCAGGCCCUAGAAGCCUCCAGCCGCUGCACUUCAAGCCAGGAGGACCUUCACCUGUGGCUGGGCCGCAUCGAGAGGGAGCUGUUGGGAGCUGCAGGAGCAUCUACCCAUGUAGGAGAUGCAGUACUAUGUGCAGCUGAGAAACAGAGGUUGGAAAAGGCUGUGGUAAAGGAGAUGGCUUGGUUCAAAGACACAGCACACAAUCUUGAAAAGCUUAAAAUAAUUAAUCUGGACCCCACUGUCAUAGCAGAACAACUCAACGAACAGAAGAUCUUAGCAGUAGAGAUCCUUCAACACAAAUUCAAUAUUGAGAAGAUGGUCAAGAUUGCUGAAAUCUUGAUGACUUAUAGUGACGAAGGAGUAGCAGGGGAUCUUCAGAUGCCACUAGAAGCCCUACAGGAACAGUGCAACACCACCUCAGCCACCAAUGCGCACGUGGUCCUGCAGCUCGAACAUGCCCAGUCUCUUCUUGCCCAAUUCUCCGAGGGCUUUUCUGAGGUCUCUCCUUGGCUGGAAGAAACUCAGAAGCUUAUUGGCCAGCUCUCCCUGACCACAAUUAGCUAUGAAGCAUUCAGGGAACAACAGGACCUCUUACAGGGUCUCAGAGAGUCUAUAGCAGAACAUCGACCAUUGAUUGCACGCUUGUGCAUUCUAGCUAAACGCUUGUCAGAACUGAACCCUGUUCAGGGUGAAGAGUUCUCUCUAAAGGCAACAAAGGCUGAGGAGCAACACAAAGCCAUCAGACAAAAUGUCAGAGAAACCUCGAGUCUCCUUGACGAGUCUUUACCACGCUUUACACAAUUGAAUGACAGGAUGACCCUUAUCAGAGAGAGUCUUGACCACCUAUGCAGUCGCAGACAGACGUCCACAUCUCUUCAAGGUCUCACACCAAGGAUCCAGGAACAGCUCCACGACAACAAGCAAACCCUUAUUGAGCUGUCCAAGCUGGAGCUGGGUCUCAACAGUGUCAAAGGGCAGGCAGACGAACUGCUGGCAAACACUCAUGCAGCAGGGGACAAUUCAAUUGGCACAGCGAUUCAGAGUCAAGUGUCCACCCUGUCCCAGAUGUGGGAUGAGACUCAUAAACGGGCUCAGGAGAGGGAGAGCUGGUUGCUGAAGCUUCUGGAUCUUGCCUUGAAGUAUUGGAGUGAUGUCAGCGAAAUGACAAGUGCCCUUAAUGAUGCUCAGCAGGCCAUUUUGGAUCUUAAUGCAUGUCUAACAGAUUCUGAAACAAUCCGCCAAAGCCUUGAGAGCAUGCAGUCACUUAGGGAGGAUAUAGACAGCUUGCAAGGAGACCUGGACAUUCUUGGUGUUCUGGGAAUGGACCUGAUGUCAGCAUGUGGAGAUACAGACAAACCAGACAUCACAAAGAGCAUGGAUGAACUCUAUAGCACAUGGAACAACUUAGGCAAACUUUGGACCGACUGUCACAAGAAACUAGAGGACUCCCUGCAGAUGGCGCUUCAUUAUCAAGAUACCAUGCAGGGCCUGUUUGAGUGGUUAAAGUCAGCUGAGUUGAGAUCUACAGAGGAGUUUAUUGUAGGAACUGACCUGGAAGCCAUCAAAGAGCAGCUAUGUGAUCUUAAGGAAUUCAAGCGAGAACUGUACCAGAAGAAGAUUGAGAUUGAAAGUCUGAACCAUCGCUUUGUGUGCCGGUUGUCUCCAGGCUCAUUGUCUCCUCUGUCCGACUUUAGACAGCGAUGGGAUAGCCUCGAGUCUGAGACUGUGAACAGACAGCAUCAGUUAGAGUGCGCUUUGCUGGGUCUGGGUCAGUUCCAAAACACACUGGAUGAGCUCCACACAUGGCUUUCCAGAACCGCUGAACAACUGCAUGGCAACCAGCCGAUCAGCAUGGACCUGCAGACCUGUGAAAUAGAGCUAGCUAAGCACAAGGUGUUGCGCAAUGAUGUCAUGUCUCAUGUUCGCACUAUUGAGUCUCUCAACCAGGCUGGCAGGAAGCUGCUGGAGGCUGGGUCUGGGGACAGCACACAUGGUCUGCAGUCUCAGUUGGAGCAAGUGAAUGAAAGUUGGGAGUUUGUCCGCUGCGAGACUGAACACAGGCAGCUGGAAUUAGAGAACAGACUAAGUCAGGUGCAAGAUGUUACCAUGGAGAUUCAGGAUCUUAUACAGUGGCUGGAAAACACAGACCUCAGGCUGUCCUCUUCUAAAACUACCUGGGGCAUGCCAGAUCCUACAAUUGAAAGGCUUAAUGCACAUUUGGAGUUGUGUAAUGAGAUGGAGUCUAAAGUUCAAGCCUACACAAAUGUGAGGAAUGCCAUUCAUGGGAUGCUGGAGCGAGGAGACCUUGUGCAGGGGUCGAACACUGAGCACAGCUUAUCUAUACUUGAGCAAAAGUGGUCAUCUGUUUACAGCAAAGUCCAGGAGCGGAAAGCUAAGCUUACAGAGGGUUUGAGUCUGGCCAAAGAGUUUCACAGCAGUGUCCAAGAACUUUUAACAAAGAUGAGCGAGUGUGAAGAGUCUAUUAAGGGUCUUCCUGCUCCAAGUUUUGUUCUGGAUACAGUUUCCAAUCAGCUGCAAGAGCAUAAGAUCCUGUUGAAUGAGUUAAAUGGCUACAGUGAGAAGAAGACCUCAGUGGAGAGUACAGGUUGUAGGCUAACAGAGCUGAGCAGGAAGGAAGACUGUGAUGUUAUUCAUAACUUAAUAAUAACAGUUCAGGAUCGAUACAAGAAGCUCCUGCAGCAAACAUCAGAGAGAGGCAGGAUGCUGGAAGAUGUUAAAAAGCACGUUAAACAGUUUAUUGAAUCUUGGCGCCUCCUUGUGGACUGGAUGACAGAGGUUGAACAAACAUUGGAUACACAUAAGGAGAUUGGAUCAUCCCAUGAGGAGAUAAAGCAGCAACUCGUAGAACAGAAGGAGUUUCAGAAACUGCUAAGAUCGAAAAGGCCCAUAUAUGACGCAACGCUGAAGAGCGGCCGCAGUCUCCAUGAAAGAGCUCAAGGCAACCAUGACAGGCAGCAUCUGGAAAACCUACUGGCUGAACUUAAAGACACAUGGGACACCAUAAGUGGCAAGUCCAUUGAGAGACAACAUAAGCUGGAGGAAGCACUGCUGUUCUCAGGAAGGUUCACUGAUGCUUUGCACGCACUCAAUGACUGGUUGUACAGAGCAGAGCCCCACCUAGCCGAGGAUGUUCCUGUUGGUGGAGACAAAGACAUGGUCACCAACCUCAUAGACAAACAUAAGACUUUCCAGAAGGAGUUGGGAAAACGAGCCGGAUGCAUAAGGACCCUGAAGCGCUCUGUGAGGGACCUGACCAGGAGCAGCACGGCAGACGCUCACUGGCUGCAGGAGCAGAUGGAGGAACUGGAGGGCCGCUGGGAGGCUGUGUGCAAACUGUCAGUGAGCAAACAGGACAGGCUGGAAGCUGCUCUUCAGCAGGCUGAGAAGUUUGACGGUCUUGUUCACUCUUUCAUGGAGAGGCUCACAGAAGCGGAGAGGAUCCUGAAAUACGGGGUCAUACCAGAGGAGGAGGAUAGUUUGCUUAUCUUCCAGAAACAACACAAGGAGUCACUACAUUCCUUGCAUUCUCAAGCGGUGGAACUGGUAAACAUCCAGAAUUUGGGUGAGGUGAUACUGGCCUCCUGUCACCCAGACUCCAUAAUAACCCUCAAAUCUUGGAUCAGUGUCACUAAGACUCGCUAUGAUGAGGUUCAGACAUGGGCCAAGCAGCAGGGUCAGAGGAUUCAUGUCAGCUUAGCAGCACUGGAAGCAGAAAAAGAAGAAGUUCAGAGACUUUUAGACUGGAUCUCAUCAGCAGAGGAGUCUCUCGUCCUCAGAGAGGAAGAGCCUGUAUCUGAGACAACAGAGCAGAACCAAGAAUUUAUUGAGCAGCACAUGGUAUUCAUGGAGGAAAUGAAGAAAAAAAUACCAGAGAUUGAACAUGCCACAAAAUCCUGCAAACACAAGAGCAUUCCCAAACAUCAAGGUUCCCCCAUCAGGCGGCAACUUGCAAAGAGGAGGAGCACUAUGAAGCUGCCACCUGUCAUACCGGUCCCCUUAGAGCACCUUGACCCUCAGACCCCACAGCUCAUUCAGCUGGUCAGUCAGUGGCAGAAACUUUGGCACAUGGCUGUAGCGAGAAGGAAUCGCUUGGAACAACACCAGCUGAUGCUCAGAGAGAUGGAGGAAUUUGCUAACUUUGACUUCAAUAUCUGGCGAAAGCGUUACAUACAGUGGAUUAGUCAUCUGAAGUCACGGAUCUUAGAUGUGUUCCGUAGCAUUGACCGGGACCAGGAUGGGCGGAUCAGCCGGAAGGAGUUCAUUGAUUAUGUCCUUGCCUCAAAAUUUCCAACCAACUCUCUGGAGAUGACUGCAGUGGCAAACAUUUUCGACUUGAACAAUGACGGAUUCAUUGACUACUAUGGGUUUGUGAGUGCUCUCCAUCCUAGCAGAGACCCCUAUAGGAAAGCACUGGAUGCAGAUCAAAUUAAUGAAGAGGUGAGUCGACAGGUAUCACAGUGUAACUGCCCCAAGAGAUUCCAGGUGGAGCAAAUAAGUGCCAACAGAUACAGGGUGAGUCCUUUUUGUAGACACAAAUUUAUUACAAGUCUCUUAGAUCAAUCCAAACCUUUAAAACAUGUUCUCCAAAAAAUGUCAAGUUUGAAGGUUACCCAGCUAUAAAAUGUGACUUGCAAAAGUAUUCACAACACUUGAACUUUUCUAUAUCUAAUAUUUAUCAGUUGACACAAAAAAUGAUUUUAAAUGGAGUAAAAGAGUAAUGCCAUCUGGUGGAAUGAAGGCGUAUUUGAGUUUUCUUCACAACCUACCCAUACAUAAUUAGGCUGAUUUAAAUAAAUGGUCUGUGGCCUCUCUUGGUAAUAGAAAAAGAACGUACGAGAUUCCCUGGGAUUCUAUUACCUGGGUAAAACAAAUCCUUACCUUUUGGUGGAAACAGGGCUAAUGUUGAUUUUCGCAAGGUGAACUUUGAGUAAAGCUAAUCCGGAUAGACGGCCAAAAUGAGCUUCCUAUGUGGGGUGUCCAAAAUCAGCCUCACAAAUAGGGUUAGGAGCUCUGUCAUCUGGUUCAAGCUCAAAGUAGAGUCGCUCCUUCGCAUCAAAGGAGCUCGUUGAGGUGGUUCAGGUA
Messenger RNA from Girardinichthys multiradiatus, 7117 nucleotides. RefSeq names its product microtubule actin crosslinking factor 1b (gene macf1b). NCBI's taxonomy places the organism in Eukaryota, Metazoa, Chordata, Actinopteri, Cyprinodontiformes, Goodeidae. The transcript has 36 exons. The coding region runs from base 626 to 6655 and encodes 2009 amino acids. The record is from RefSeq and is a predicted model, not a curated record. Gene Ontology annotation, molecular function: structural molecule activity; microtubule binding; calcium ion binding. Gene Ontology annotation, biological process: intermediate filament cytoskeleton organization; wound healing; cytoplasmic microtubule organization. Gene Ontology annotation, cellular component: hemidesmosome; intermediate filament; membrane.